Messenger RNA from Pantherophis guttatus, 2809 nucleotides. It is a transcript of the gene ALOX5, whose product is annotated as arachidonate 5-lipoxygenase. Gene Ontology annotation, biological process: lipid oxidation. Gene Ontology annotation, molecular function: oxidoreductase activity, acting on single donors with incorporation of molecular oxygen, incorporation of two atoms of oxygen; protein binding; iron ion binding. The record is from RefSeq and is a predicted model, not a curated record. NCBI's taxonomy places the organism in Eukaryota, Metazoa, Chordata, Lepidosauria, Squamata, Colubridae.
UCCCCUCCCCUUCUGGGCGGGAAAAGCGAGAUGGCUGGUUGUGACUGCCAAUUUGUUCCGCCCAUAGAAUUACCACCAUCCUUCCAUAAAUUGUGAAUUUAUUUGCAAAGUGGAGUACUACUACUGAGCUCUAGUCAUGCCAUCCUACUUAGUGACAGUGGCGACGGGAAAUCAGUGGUUCGCAGGGACGGACGACUAUAUCUACCUUACCUUGGUGGGCUUAGCCGGCACGAGCGAGAGACAUCUGCUUGACAAGCCCUUCUAUAAUGACUUCGAGCGCGGUGCUACUGAUACUUAUGAAGUUACAGUGACAGAGGACUUGGGGGAAAUCCAACUGAUAAAAAUUGAAAAGCGGAAGUACUGGUUUCCUGAUGAUUGGUACCUUAAAUAUAUCACUGUGAAAACACCAGUUGGUGAUUACCUGGAGUUUCCAUGUUACAGGUGGAUUACAGAUGAAAAAGAGGUGGUUUUCCGAGAUGGUCAAGCCAAGCUUUUUGAUGAUGAAAAAACUCAAAUCCUUAAGCAUCACAGACGUAAGGAAUUGGAAGAACGCCAGAAAUUGUAUAGAUGGGCAGAAUGGCAUCCAGGUUUUCCUUUGAACAUAGAUGCCAAAUCUCAUAAGGAAUUGCCUCGCAACAUCCAAUUUGACAGUGAAAAGGGUGUCGAUUUUAUCUUGAAUUACACCAAAGCAAUGGAAAAUCUCUAUAUCAAUCGUUUCAUGCAUAUGUUCCAAUCCUCCUGGAGUGACUUCGCAGAUUUUGAGAAGAUCUUUGUCAAAAUAAGUAAUACAAUAUCUGAAUAUGUAAUGCAGCACUGGCAAGAAGAUUUUAUGUUUGGAUACCAGUUUCUAAAUGGCUGCAAUCCUGUAUUAAUUAAAAAAUGCAUAGAACUACCAAAAAAGUUCCCAGUGACCACAGAAAUGGUAGAAUACAGUUUGGAGAGAAAUCUAACUCUGGAGCAGGAAAUAAAGCUAGGAAAUAUUUUCAUCGUGGACUAUGAACUUCUAGAUGAUGUUGAAGUCAAUAAGACAGACCCCUGCACAGCACAGUAUUUGGCUGCUCCUAUCUGUUUAUUGUAUAAGAAUUUAGAGAAUAAAAUUCUCCCUAUUGCAAUUCAGAUAAAUCAAGCUCCUCAACAAAGCAAUCCUAUUUUCCUUCCAUCUGAUGCUAAAUAUGAUUGGUUAUUAGCCAAAAUAUGGGUACGUUCUUCUGAUUUCCAUAUACAUCAAACUGUGACUCAUCUGCUUCGGACUCACUUAAUUUCAGAAGUUUUUGCAGUGGCUAUGUUCCGACAAUUGCCUGCAGUCCAUCCUCUCUUUAAGUGGAUACGACCGCCGAAACUACAACAUGGAUCCUUCCUUGACCAACCUUCUACAAGUGCCUUUUGUCGACGGUCCGGUAGCGGCACUGUCUUCCUCAUCUCAUUUUCUCUCGGGACGCUUCGGAGGGACUCAAGCCGGAGGACCCUUCUGAUACCUCAUGUACGGUUUACAAUAGCUAUAAACACCAAAGCUCGAGAGCAACUUAUCUGUGAAUAUGGACUUUUUGACAAGGCAAAUGCCACUGGAGGAGGUGGGCAUGUGCAAAUGGUCCAGCGAGCAAUGAAACAUCUUACCUACAGCUCUCUCUGCUUCCCUGAAGAAAUCAAGUCAAGACAUAUGGAAAGCAAUGAGGAUAUUCCAUACUACUACUAUCGGGAUGAUGGAGUUAAAGUAUGGGAUGCAAUCAAAAGUUUUGUGACAGAUAUUAUUAAUAUAUAUUAUGGAAGUGAAGAAGCAGUGUGUGAAGACUUGGAACUCAAGGCUUUUGUGAAGGACAUCUUUGUCUAUGGGAUGAGGAGCAACAAGGAUUCAGGAUUUCCUAAGGCAAUUAAGACACGGGAAAAGCUUUCUGAAUAUCUUACCAUAGUGAUAUUUACAAGUUCAGCACAACAUGCAGCUGUAAAUUUUGGUCAAUAUGAUUGGUGUUCCUGGAUUCCAAAUGCUCCUCCAACUAUGCGCUGCCCACCACCUACAGAAAAGGGGAAAACCACCAUUGAAUAUAUCAUCAAGAGUUUACCUGACAGGGGACGGUCUUGUUGGCAUCUUGGUGCUGUUUGGGCUUUGAGUCAAUUUCAGGAAAAUGAAGUGUUUCUGGGAAUAUAUCCAGAUGAACACUUCACAGAGAAGCCAGUGAAAGAGGCCAUGAGGAAAUUCCGCAAGAAUCUUGAUGGAAUUGCCAGUUACAUUGCUGAACGUAACAGGAAUAAAAAACUCCCCUAUUAUUAUCUUUCCCCAGAUCAAAUUCCUAAUAGUGUGGCUGUCUAAUUUUUAAAAAAUUAAGAAUUAGUGUAGCUAGCCAAAUGGAAAAUUAUCUGAAGCAUAAAAAAAUAUAUAAUCAUUUGUCCAAAAUGGUAUAGGAUCUCCUGCUUGAGCAGUUGAGAUUGCCAAAGUCUCUUCCAACUCUAUUAUUCUUAUGUUCCAUAACAGCAGAAAAAAAUUACUUGUUUUAGAAAGUACUUCUAUAAAAACUUGCUACUAUUCUACUAUCUUUUAAAGUACCAUAAUGGCUAGAUAUUGCUGAUUAGAAAAAAUUGAAAAUACUCUGAUUUGUAAAUGUUUUACAGAGCAAAUGUAUGUGACUCUGACUUUCAAAUGUUUUUAAACUACCCUGCAAGUAUAACCAGCAUAAUCAGUGGGAAAGAAACCAGGAGCAGCAAUAUUUCAAGGACACAGUUCUCACUCUCUCACCAAGAAUAAUUUCUGUUUUUUUACUGCAAAUGUGAAAAACAGUAAUGAUAUACAUUAACAUCAAUAAAAUGUAUAAAAUGC